GGGCUCGGGAAAUGAUCUUGGCCCGAGCGAGCACAGCUCCCUGUCCCUGCUGUCCCCUCGUGUCCUCCGCGAGUUGGGCAGCCCUGCGCGCCGGGGCCUUGGCUUUUCCCCCACGGUCCCUAGGUCUCCAGGCAGGGCUUAGGUGAACUUGGGGUGGGGUGUGCUUGCUCAUAUGUGUGCGUGCGUGUCUAUGUGUGUAGAAAGGGAGCUUAGCGUGGAGACCCCGGUUUUCUUUCUCAGUUUUUAACAACUGGAUUUUGACUUUGAGACCAGCUUCGCUCGCUGCUUGGGCUGGGAGGGGGGCGAUCUUUCCCCAUCACUCACAUCUUUGUUCAUUGUUCACUGAGUGCAAGGCAGGCGACUUAAAGAGAGGAAAAAGGAGGGAGAGAAAGAGAGAGGCAGAAGAGGGGGAAGAAGAAGAGAGAAAGAAGAAGGGCGUGGGGAGCACAUCCAUGUCCCCUCCCGGGUCAUGUUGGAGGGUGAAAUAGUAAGCCCACGCACGGAGGGUCGCCAGGAAAGUGGACAUUACCGCUUUAAUUAACUUCGAGAUGCUCCGGCGGCGGGACCUGGCGUAGCAGUGACGCGCCCCCAUAAAUCUGCCGGGCCGGGGCUGCUCCAAGAACUCAUACAGUAGCAGCGUCAGAUUCAACGCGCGCCUCCCCCGGCCGGAGUCCAUUUGCAUAAUUGGAUUUUUUUUUUUUUUUGCCUCCUUCCUCCCUGAAACUUAUUUGAAAACCCAAGUGAAAACCGCGACGACCUGCACACUCAAAAGCAAGUGCCAAUUCCUGAAUGCCACGGCUUUAAGAGCAUCCUACACCCAAGACUGAACUCUGUGACUUUAAGACUUGCCUGGGAGCUGGGGCCCACCCCUCUGGCCAUCUUUCAGCAACCAGAGCAUCUUUUCUGAGGACAUAUUCUUACUAGACUGACAGUCCUUAAGUCAAGCAUGCAGUGAGGGUGUUAAGGGAUGGAAGAAGCGAGUCUGUGCCUUGGAGUGUCCUCAACGGCACCGGAAGCUGAGCCUCAUCUGAGUGGCCCAGUCCUCAAUGGUCAGUAUGCCAUGAGCCAGAAGUUGCAUCAGAUCACUUCCCAGCUCAGCCAUGCCUUUCCUGAGUUGCACCCGCGGCCCAACUCAGAGGAGAAGCCACCUGCAGCCCUUGAGGAGAAGGCCCACGUGCCCAUGAGCGGACAGCCCAUGGGCAGCCAAAUGGCGCUGCUGGCCAACCAGUUGGGCCGCGAUGUAGACAACAGCCUCAAUGGGCGUGUGGACCUGCAGCAGUUCCUCAAUGGGCAGAACCUAGGAAUCAUGUCUCAGAUGAGUGACAUUGAGGAUGAUGCCCGAAAGAACCGGAAGUACCCGUGUCCUCUGUGUGGCAAGCGUUUCCGGUUCAAUAGCAUCCUCUCCCUGCACAUGCGCACUCACACCGGUGAGAAGCCAUUCAAGUGCCCCUACUGCGACCACCGAGCGGCCCAAAAAGGAAACCUCAAGAUCCAUCUGCGGACCCACAAACUGGGCAACUUGGGGAAGGGGCGCGGGCGGGUACGUGAGGAGAACCGUCUGCUGCACGAGCUGGAGGAGAGGGCCAUCCUGCGGGACAAGCAAAUGAAGGGCAGCCUGCUGCAGCCUAGGUCUGAUCUCAAGCCCUUGGCACAUGCCCAACAGGCCCCGUUGGCCACCUGCAACUUGGCCUUGCCUUCCAACCAUAGCGUGCCCGAUGUAACCCACCCGGCACCUUCCCCCAAGCCGGCCAAUUUGCAGGAGGAUCCGGUGACCCCUGCUGCGGGCUUCCGAUGCACCUUUUGCAAAGGCAAAUUCAAGAAGCGAGAAGAGCUGGACCGGCACAUCCGCAUUUUGCAUAAGCCCUACAAGUGCACCUUGUGUGACUUCGCUGCCUCGCAGGAGGAGGAGCUCAUCAGUCACGUGGAGAAGGCCCAUAUCACUGCGGAGUCUGCCCAGGGCCAAGGCCCCAAUGGUGGGGGAGAGCAGUCAGCAAACGAGUUCCGCUGUGAGGUAUGUGGCCAGGUGUUCAGCCAGGCCUGGUUCCUGAAGGGCCACAUGCGCAAGCACAAAGACUCUUUUGAGCACUGCUGCCAGAUCUGUGGUCGGCGCUUCAAAGAGCCUUGGUUCCUGAAGAAUCACAUGAAGGUCCACCUCAACAAACUGUCGGUGAAGAACAAAUCCCCCACUGAGCCUGAGGUGUCGGUGCCCAUGGGUGGUUUGUCCCAGGAGGCCCAUGCCAACCUGUACUCUAGGUACCUCUCCUGCCUGCAGAGUGGCUUUAUGGCCCCGGACAAAGCCAGCCUGAAUGAGCCCUCCCAGCUCUAUGGCAAGGGGGAGCUCCCAGCCAAGGAGAAGGAGGUUCUGGGAAAGCUACUGUCGCCCAUUUCCAGUAUGGCUCACAGUGUCCCCGAGGGGGACAAGCACUCCCUCUUGGGCUGCCUCAACCUCGUGCCACCACUGAAAUCCAGCUGUAUCGAGCGGUUGCAGGCAGCUGCCAAAGCUGCAGAAAUGGACCCUGUGAAUAGCUAUCAGGCCUGGCAGCUCAUGGCCAGGGGCAUGGCCAUGGAACACGGCUUCUUAUCUAAAGAGCAUCAGCUCACGCGCAACCACGAAGACCCUUUGGCAAACGCCGGAGUUCUGUUUGAUAAGGAGAAGCGGGAGUACGUGUUAGUGGGAGCAGAUGGCUCCAAGCAGAAAAUGCCUGCUGAUUUGGUUCACAGCACUAAAGUGGGCAAUCAGAGAGACCUGCCAAAUAAGCUCGACCCUCUAGAAGGCAGUCGGGAAUUUUUGUCACAUGGGCUCAACCAGACGCUCGAAUACAACCUGCAGGGUCCCGGGAACAUGAAAGAGAAACCCACAGAGUGCCCGGAUUGUGGACGUGUUUUCCGAACCUAUCACCAGGUGGUAGUGCAUUCUCGAGUCCACAAGCGGGAUCGCAAGAGUGACGAGGACGCUCUGCACGUGGGUGUGGGCCUAGAGGAGCGGCGAGGUUCAGGCAGCGACCAGGAGUCCCAGUCAGUGAGCCGCUCCACCACACCUGGCUCUUCUAAUGUGACUGAGGAGAGUGGGGCUGGAGGUGGCCUGUCGCAAACCGGAAGCGCCCAAGAGGAUAGUCCACACCCCUCUUCACCAUCUUCCUCAGACAUCGGCGAGGAGGCCGGGAGAGCCGGCGGCGUCCAGCAGCAGGCGCUGCUUCGAGACAGGAACCUGGGCUCGGCCAUGAAGGACUGUCCAUACUGUGGGAAGACUUUCCGGACUUCCCAUCACCUUAAGGUCCACCUGAGGAUACACACAGGUCAGUGGCAAAAAUAUCAACAGACCAACCAUUAUAAGAAGAUUCCCCCAGAUGACCAAGCAGACUGGCCUCUGGCCCAACAUGGAUUCCAGGCCCAUUCUUGGGGAUGGACAGGUGAGAAGCCCUAUAAGUGCCCUCACUGUGACUAUGCUGGCACCCAGUCAGCAUCCCUGAAGUAUCACCUGGAGAGACACCAUCGAGAGCGGCAGAAUGGAGCCGGGCCCCUGACAGGACAGCCCCCGAACCAGGAGCACAAGGACGAGACCUCCAGCAAAGCGCCUAUGUUCAUCAGGCCGGACAUCCUGCGAGGAGCUUUUAAGGGUCUCCCUGGAAUCGAUUUCCGAGGUGGCCCCGCCUCUCAGCAGUGGACAUCGGGCAUGCUCUCCUCUGGAGAUCACUCAGGGCAGGCCACGGGCAUGUCCUCGGAGCUGUCUUCAGAUGCCCUAAAAGGCUCCGACCUUCCUUCCAAAAGCUCCCACUUCUCAGAGAUCGGAAGAGCUUAUCAAAACAUCGUGAGCAAUGGUGUGAAUUUCCAAGGGUCCCUACAGGCAUUCAUGGACAGCUUUGUCCUUAGCUCUUUGAAGAAAAAGGACACGAAAGACAAGGUCCCAUCUGAUGCCCAUCCCAUGAAAGCCCAUACUGCGGACGGUGGAGAGGAGAAAGUAAGCGUGAAGCCCUCCCAGCGAAAGUCUGAGAAGUCUCAGUAUGAGCCUCUGGACUUAUCUGUGCGGCCAGACGCCACCACUCUCCCUGGCUCCUCUGUGACCAUGCAAGACAGCAUUGCGUGGCACGGCUGCUUGUUCUGCGCUUUCACCACCUCAUCCAUGGAGCUGAUGGCCCUUCACCUCCAGGCCAACCACCUAGGCAAAGCAAAACGCAAAGAUCACCCUUCAGGGGUGACAGUCAACUGCAAAGAACAGGGGCGGGAGGCCAGCAAGGUCUCUGUACUGCCUUCCUUACAAUCAAACAAAGAGAUUGCCCUUUCUAGCACCGUCAGUGUGCUCGACUCUGCUCCUGAGAAGAUGGCCCAAGGACCGGCCAAAGAGACUCUAGGGGACCAGAAGAGUGGUCAGUGGCCCAACCACAUGGACCCUGCCUUUUGUACCUUUCCAUCUGACUUCUACAAACAGUUUGGCGUUUACCCCACUAUGGUUGGCUCAGGGGCCCCAGGCUCCUGCCUCAACAAGAACCCCGAGGGGAAAACCCACUCAGAAGACGACGCCCCUAUCCUGAUCCCGGAAACCACAAACAAAAACACUACUGAUGACCUCUCGGAUAUUGCCUCCUCUGAGGAUAUGGACUCCUCCAAGGGAGAAAACAAUGAGGAUGAGGAGAUAGACACCGAACCAGAAAUGAUGAGCAAGCCGCUGUCUGCUCUCAGCAAGGAUGGCAGCAAUGAGGGCGGUGACAGCCUGCUGCCCCCAGGCGCCCCCCAGCCCAUCCAGGGACUAGUCUCACCUUUAGCCCAAGCAGCCGAGGAACAGUGGCACAGCCCAGGCCUCCUUCCUGCCCAGGAACCCCCGGCGGGGCUGCCCAAGCCAGAGCGGGGUCCCCCAGGCUUGGAGAAACCUAUGAGCAUGCUGUCGGUCCUCAGGGCCUACAGCGCCGAUGGCUUAGCAGCCUUUAACGGGCUUGCAAGCAGCACAGCAAAUUCUGGAUGUAUCAAGAGGCCAGACUUGUGUGGUCACAGGCCUUUCCAGUGUCACUACUGUCCCUACAGUGCCUCGCAGAAGGGGAACCUGAAGACCCACGUCCUCUGCGUCCAUCGAAUGCCUUUUGACAACAGCCAGUAUCCCGACCGCAGGUUCAAACGUUCCAGGGUUGACUCGGAGGCUUCUGGGAAUUUUGAGGAGGCUGCGGCUGUCAAGGCGGGGAGCUUUGCGGAGCUCACUGAGGAGAGAGGCAAAGGCCAGGAGGAAGGCAACUGAGCAGAGCUGCCCACCGCAACACUCCUCUCUACAGUUUUAAAUCAUGCAUCUGGGCUCACCAGUUUGCUAACUGCAUUCCAAGGGGGAAAUCACGUAUCACCCCCUCACUAGUGUAUAGAACAUUUAAAAGAAUUUUAAAAGAUAUCUAUCUAUAUAUAUAUUAAAAAAAAAUCCCCCCAGCCCUUGAACAUGGCUGCUACACUGUUACCCAGUAACAAGAACUUCCAAGAAAUGCAGGUGGGAGAAAGUGAUUUUAGAAACGGCCCCCAUGACCCUCAAGCUCCAAAAGCUGGAGGACCUUCUAACCCAAAAGUCAUCUUUGUCCAGAAAACCCCCAAAACAAACAAAAACAAAACAAACAACAAACCAACAACUCAAGCGAUUUAGCGUCGCCUUGAAGGGUCUGUGUUCUCCUUCUGAAAAACACCUCUAUAAUCUGACACCAGCUGCUGUCCUUCGCCACCAUCCUAAUGAGAGGAGCUGGGAGGCAGCUGAGGUGCCAGUCAGACUGGGGCGGUCACUGCAGGGAAAAUCAAUUCACAUGGUGUCACUCUGCGCUCUGGGAGAAAUCCUAGCCGGCACCCGGGCAUGCAGUCAGGGAGUGCCAGGCCUGACCAGUGCUGUAGAGGAUGGUAAUCUAAAGUGUGCUUAAAAAAAAAAAAAAAAAAAAAAAAAACCACAGCCAGAUGAGUCAGUGGUCAGGAAGUGUCUGCAGACAAAUGUCCUUUGCAGCUUUGAUGAGUCAUUCCUUUUUUUUUUUCCUUUUUUUUAGAUCAAAUUGCAGUAUGGGAAGACAUGCAUUUCAUUUAUUAUUUUCUGUCCUGGGUUGUCCGUUUGCAAACGCCUGGAUGAAGGAAAAGAUUUGCUUUUAAAAACAAAUCGUAGGAAACAUUUUAGAAACUGACAUUAGGAAGCCAGAGCAAAUCUACUCUCUGUAGAAAGUUCUGGUGACCGACCGCAAUUCCUUUGCUAACGGGAAGACCACUUUAGAUUGUGUUUUGGAACAUUUCUUUUCAGGGUAGAAUGAAGUCUACCCUGGCCCUUGUUACCAGAUUUCUUCUUUCAUAAGUUACUUUUUAAGUGUUGUGGGCAUGAAGCAAGAUUUUUUUUUUCCUCCAGUGAGCUCUUCGACAAUAACUUGUAUUAAAACAUGAAUCUAAAACCCCAGAUGUCUGUCACUAAUGAAGAAAACAGUUUGAGUUAGAAUGUUCAUUUCUUUGAAGCAAAUGUGUUCUGUAUUUUUGUAGAUUAUAGUGAUUUGAACACUCAAAUUUUAUCAAGCUCUGCACCGCACUGAAGGAGAUUUUGAGGGUUGACAAGGAAACACAGCUCGCAAAACAACAAAAACAAAAACAAAAACAAGGAUCUAAGAAAAGUCCCAGAAGGAUUCUUCCGGAAUCUGCUAGAAUGCUGUAAAAGUCCCCGCCUUCUAACACACUUCCUUUGAGUGACACGAAAUUGGUACCGUUGCUUGUGAUGGCGGAGACGUAGUGAGGUAUUAACUUCAAAAAACGAAAUCAUUUAGACUUGGAGAGAGAGAGAGAAAAAAAAAGUCAAUAAUUCCUUUUAGUCUGGGAGCACACUAUAAAACCCCAGGGCCUUAAAAACUUCAACUCUGCCUAUAGCAGUUUACAAAAAUACUAAGCUGCAAUCAAUGUAAAUAAAAUUCUUAGCACUAUCCUGAGACUGAAUUUCAGGCUAAUAAGGAAUCCGGUUUGCAUAUGCUGUCAAAAGGGUGUCAUCCGACCUGGGUUUCCUGGGAAUGAGGCCGCUGGGCAGCGUGGACCCAUCUGGCAUAAAGCAAGCUGCUUUCUUGCUGGUAUUCUUUUCUUUUCUUUUUUCAUUUCUUUCCUUUCUUCCUUUUUUACUUCCCCUCCCCUUCUCUAGAAUAGUUCUCACUGCCUUACUUAACUCGAGUUGAUCGACUGUGGCUGUCUCUGUGGUCCACAGGAGGCCUGGAGACGCUGGUGGAAAAAAAAAAAAAAACCGUCUGACCGUAGUAAGCAUUUAGGGUUUUAACUGCACUGCUGUGUUUGGUGACUGUGCCAGUGGCUUGCUUUCUGUGUGUUUGCCCACCUGUGGUAUCUUAGCAAAGAAAACUUAAAACAAUAAAAUAAAAUUAAAAAAAAUAAAUAAAAAGGAAAAAAAAAGUGGAAAAAAAAAAGGAGCAGGAGAGAGAUCCACAUUCCGUGUCUAGCACUUUGGCGCUGGUACAGUAUCUUUUGUGCCCCUCCCCCCCAAGCAUCUUCAGAUGGUACAGGCAAUAAUUCUGUUUGUGACACUGGGAACACCCCCCCCCCCUUCUUUGUGGCGUGUGUGUUGAUCCCAUUUUGUCCAGUCCUACUAGCCACCCUCCUUUCCCUCUGACACAGGCUUUCUUUCCGGAACAUUUGUGACUUGUAACAUAAGCCCGUGGCAGCCUCUGUGAUGCAGUGUCAGCGUCGCGUGUCACCAGGCUCUCAUAUCUGCACACCUCAGCCCCUCCCCCGUGACUUCUGUAGUCUGUGACGCUGUCCCCAACCCUGUCUACAUUCUAUCUUGGAGGAACUCUGAGAUCAUAGAGUAGAGGAGUUUGUCGCUAUGCUUGUAACAAGUAGAACACUUUGUAUUUAAAGUUUAUUCUUGGUCAUUAUUUAUUAUUAUAAUACAUCAGUUGACAGAACUUUAUUCUGGUAUAGAAAGUAUUAAAAGUUGUUUUUUUCAGCGAUGACUGUUUCCUUUCUGCUGUUAGGAAUAAAAUGUCUUUGAAGCAGUCCA
Messenger RNA from Mastomys coucha (southern multimammate mouse), 7981 nucleotides. It is a transcript of the gene Znf536, whose product is annotated as zinc finger protein 536. The transcript is spliced from 8 exons. The record is from RefSeq and is a predicted model, not a curated record. Gene Ontology annotation, cellular component: nucleus. Bases 968 to 5224 code for a protein of 1418 amino acids. Gene Ontology annotation, biological process: regulation of DNA-templated transcription. Gene Ontology annotation, molecular function: DNA-binding transcription factor activity, RNA polymerase II-specific; RNA polymerase II cis-regulatory region sequence-specific DNA binding. Lineage: Eukaryota; Metazoa; Chordata; Mammalia; Rodentia; Muridae.